UAAGUUGCCUCGAGUUUGCCACAAAGUAUUUUAAGUGAGAUUGUGCCGACAUAUAGGACUUUUCUUACAAUCUACUUUGCAAUAAGUGAUAUGAUUACAUCAGAUAUGAAAUUCAUGUUUCUUGCAUUUUUAAUUAUUAUGACAUUCUCAGAAGAGUCAGAAGGAAGAUUGCAGAACAUAUCGUCGUUUCUUCAAAACGAAUUCUUAAAUUUGUUCUUUCCUAAGGACCCUGGUUUAGUGAGAGUAAGAAGAAUGGAUCGAGUCGAAGAAAUGAUGAGUGGAAAAAUAUUGGAUUUUAUUGGCUUGAUAGAACGAUAUAAUUAUCCCGCUGAGGAGCACUACGUCACAACGGAGGAUGGUUACAAUUUGAAAAUACACAGGAUACCUGGAAGUCCAUUAUCGGAUAAUAAGAAAAAGAAGGAAAUUAUAUUUAUGCAACACGGUCUUUUGGCUUCAUCUGAUUCCUGGGUAAUGUACGGUCCUGGUAAAGAUCUUGCAUUUUUAUUGACAGAUCAAGGAUAUGACGUAUGGAUUGGAAAUGUAAGAGGAAAUAGUUACUGCAGAUCGCAUGUAAAUAUGACGACAUACGAUCCCAAAUUCUGGCAAUAUAGCUUUUACGAGAUUGGAACAAAAGAUCUGCCGGCCAUGUUCGAUUACAUUCUCAAUUAUACAAAGCAAAAAGAUUUAUAUUAUAUCGGUCAUUCAAUGGGAGGUACUACGCUGCUCACUCUUCUGUCAACAAAACCAGAAUAUAAUAUAAAAAUAAAAAUGGCUAUUAGUCUGGCUCCUGCUUGUUUUUGGAUAAAAGUGACACCUAUAAUUAAUGAAAUUGCUAACAUUUAUCCAAUAUUGAUGGAAGUUCUACGAGAGCGUGAAAUAUACGAUUUUUUCCCACAAUCUUUAGCGACUGUUACAGUAGGAAGAAUGUUAUGUAAAGAUAAUACGAUGACUCAAAUUAUUUGCGUCACUGCAUUAUUUUUAAUCGUCGGUUCUGAUCCAGCACAACUUAACACUACAAUCCUGCCAGAUUUAUUCUCCUAUCUUCCAGCUGGUACUUCUACACAAACAUUAGAGCAUUUUUACCAAAAUAUACGUAUAAAUGACUUUAGAAACUAUGAUUAUGGAAUAGCUGAAAACUAUAAGCGAUACAAACAGAAAACACCCCCAAGUUAUGAUCUCAAAAAGAUAAUUGCUCCAAUAAUUAUAUUUUACUCAACAAAUGAUAUGAUUGUCACAGAAGAGAAUGCGUUGGAACUUGGCAAACACUUACCAAAUGUUCUUCUAACUGAGAAAGUUCCAUUUAAACUUUUCAAUCAUGCAGAUUUCGUGUGGGCAAUCAACGCGAAAACUCUUUUAUACGAUCGUGUGUUGGAACUAAUACAAAAGUUUGAUACUGACCAAAAUAAGUCUAUGAAAUAAAUUUAAUCGAUAAAUGUAAAUUAAAUGGAGAGAAAUCCUAAACUCUCCGUACAUAUAAUUUGAAAUGGUAGUAAACGUAGAAUUGCUAAAAAAUUGAUUAAAUAACUAUAUGCGUGCGCGCGCGCGCGCGUGUGUGUGUAUUUCUUUAAAUUCAC
This is a messenger RNA of Temnothorax curvispinosus, 1574 nucleotides long. Its product is annotated as lipase 3-like. Gene Ontology annotation, biological process: lipid metabolic process. The record is from RefSeq and is a predicted model, not a curated record. Lineage: Eukaryota; Metazoa; Arthropoda; Insecta; Hymenoptera; Formicidae. The transcript has 8 exons. The coding region runs from base 91 to 1419 and encodes 442 amino acids. Gene Ontology annotation, molecular function: hydrolase activity, acting on ester bonds.